Molecule: messenger RNA, 5366 nt
Organism: Rhineura floridana
Lineage: Eukaryota; Metazoa; Chordata; Lepidosauria; Squamata; Rhineuridae
Gene: IGSF9
Product: immunoglobulin superfamily member 9
Exons: 21
Coding region: 854-5044 (1396 amino acids)
Biological process (GO): cell-cell adhesion
Molecular function (GO): protein binding
Source: RefSeq, a predicted model, not a curated record
AGGCGCAAGAGGCGUUUCUGGGCCCGGGAUUGGCUGUUCCUGUGGCAACAGAGAGGCUUGGGGAGGGGGGCAAGGGAGCCCGCCUCUCUUCUAUUGUGUGGCAAGUUCUGCUUGCCAAAAGCUGGUCUGGGCGAGUUCGGAGGAGGAGGAGGAGGGGUUGCGCUCAGAGUGCUUCUUCCCCGCGCAGGCGGCUCAUUGCGCGCACCUGGUUAUUUUGCGCGUUAGGGAGGAGGAGGAAGAACCCAAUUUCUUGCAAGGGGGAAAAAUGUAAGCGACCAUCAAGAGUGCUAAAACAGUGACUUGAGGGGUUUUGGAUUGCAAAAAAAAGAGAAAAAAGAGGGGAUCAAAGCAAGUAAACGGACUCCUUCUCUCUCCAAGCGCGGGUCCGCCGUGCGCUCCUUGCGCCAAACAGCCGUGCCGGGCUGGCCGGGCGCUCGCGGAUGGAGCCGGCUGCGGGAGCUCAGAGGCCGGCCCGGACAGAGGCGCCCUUCCUGGCGGGGGUCAUCGCAAGGCGGCAUCAGGACGCAGGCUUUGGCCUCUGCUGAGGCACAGCGGCUCCCUCUCUCAUUCCAGCCCCAGAGACGGUUUUUCCUUGCCAGAGCAGUGGACGUUGGCGCUCCUCAAAACGGCUCGGUGGGGAUGAGAAGCCGGUUCUGGGUUCAAAGACGCCGUUGUCAGGUUCCCUGAGGAUCGUUGGAUGGUGUCUCCUGAAGUGCAGGCGGCCCAGGACACGGGGGUGGCUUGACGCUUUCUUCCCUUCUCCCACCUCCUUCUGCAAAGGGCCAGCUUGGGCGUUUUGACGAGAGGGCAGUUCUGGCGGUGCCGCGAGGAGUCUGGCGGAGGCAGCUGUGCUAUGAAUUGGUGUUUAUGGAUUGUCCACCUCUCCCUGGUCUGCAGCAGCUUCGCUGAGGCAGGUACCCGUGAAGCAGAACCCUGCGCUGUGACUGGCCGGAAGGGAGAGAGUGCCAUUUUGAGCUGUGACCUUCUCAAGCCAGACGAAGUGAAUCCCCCCCUCUACGUCAUCGAAUGGGUACGUUUUGGCUUCCUCCUCCCCAUCUUCAUCAAAUUCGGCUUCUACUCCCCACGCGUGGAUCCGGAAUACGUAGGUCGCGUGCGGAUCCAAGAGGGCGCCUCUCUCCACAUUGAGCAGCUGCGUCCUGAGGACCAGGGCUGGUAUGAAUGCCGGGUGCUCUUUCUCGACCGACCCAACAGCGACGACGAGUUCCAGAAUGGCACCUGGAUCCACCUCACUGUCAACUUUCCCCCCAUCUUUGAGGAGACCCCGCCAGCUUUUGUAGAGAUGCAGGACCAGAAGCCUCUCACCCUCACCUGCUCUGCAGCCGGCAACCCCCAGCCUGUGGUCACUUGGAAGCGGGACAACCGAGCCAUAGAAAGUGGAGACAAGGUGCAGGUGAAGAAUGGGACCAUCACCUUUGUCAGCGUGGAGCGAGCCAGUGCAGGGUCCUACACCUGCCACGCCGCCAGUGAAGAGGGCACCGUCGCCCAUACCACCCGCCUGCUGGUGCAAGGGCCACCGGUGAUCGUGGUGCCCCCACAGAACGUCACGGUCAACCUCACCCAAGAUGCCUUCAUGGCCUGCCAAGCUGAGGCCUACCCUGCCAACCUCACGUACAGCUGGUUCCUGGGAAACACAAAUGUUUUUCACCUCAGCCAUCUCCAGUCCCGAAUUCGCAUCUUGGUAGACGGAAGCCUCUUGGUCCCAAAAACUACCCCGGAGGAUUCAGGGCGAUACACCUGUGUUCCCAGCAAUGGGCUAAAGAGACCACCUUCUGCCUCUGCCUUCCUCACAGUUCUGUAUCCAGCACGAGUAAGCGACAUGCCCCCCGAGACUCUCCUGCCGGUAGGAAUGCAAGGCACAAUCAGGUGCCCCAACAAGGCCAACCCUCCGCUGCUCUUCACCAACUGGACCAAAGAUGGGCAACCGUUGGACUUAGGCAAGUUCCCAGGCUGGUCCACGAGUCCUGACGGCGCCAUUGUUAUUGCCACAAGCAAUGACAAUGCUGUGGGUGUGUACACGUGCACCCCAUACAACAGCUACGGGACUGCUGGCACCUCGGCACCCACUCGGGUUCUCUUGAAGGAUCCUCCUGUGUUCACCCUGCGCCCCAAGGAGGAAUAUUUCCAGGAGGUGGGACGGGAGCUACUCAUCCCGUGUGCUGCCAGAGGGGACCCCCUGCCCAUCAUCUCUUGGACAAAGAUGGGCAGCAAGGGCUUAGCCAAUGCCCAGGUGGAUAGGAACAACAGCCUGGUCCUGCGCCCGCUGACCAAGGAGCAGCAUGGUUUAUGGGAAUGUGCCGCCAACAAUGGUGUGGCCCGGAUCAGCGCUGCAACCAGUGUCUACGUAUUGAGCACCAGCCCACACACAGUGGCCAAUGUCUCGGUACUGCCUCUCCAGCAGGCCGUCAACAUCACCUGGGAGCCUGGCUUCGACGGGGGCUACUUCCAGAGAUUCAGCAUCUGGUACACGCCGCUGUUGAAACGCCGCAAUCGCCCUCACCACGACUGGGUUUCCCUGCCUGUGCCUGUCGGGGCCUCCCAUAUCCUCGUGGAGAAUCUGCAGCCUGACACGGGCUACCAGUUCAGUGUUUUGGCCCAGAACAAACUGGGCAGCGGCCCCUUCAGUGAGAUCAUCACCACUGUGCCACUAGGUAUCCCAACAAACACUGUGCCACCCGACCCCCUGAGCCCCACCUCCCAGAUCUUUCUCUCCCCACCCCAAUCGCUGAUGGCCAACGAGACCACGCGAGGGGUUCUCCUCCUGUGGGAACCCCCGUUCCAGUUCUCUGUGGCUCUCACUGGUUACGCCCUGGAACUACGGCAAGACCAGCGGGGCUGGGAGGUGCUCGAUGGAUCCAUUCCCAGCUCUGAGACGCAGCUCCUGGUGCCUGGACUAAUCAAGGAUGCCUUCUACGAGUUUCGCCUGGUGGCCUUUGCCGGCAGCUACAUCAGUGACCCCAGCAACACCAUCAAUGUUUCCACGACAGGUAUGGAGGUGUAUCCCUCUCGCACCCAGCUCCCGGAGCUCCUGCCCCAGCCAGUGCUGGCCGGCGUGAUCGGGGGCGUCUGCUUUCUCAGCACAGCUGUCAUCUUCAGCACAAUGGCAGCUUGCAUCAUGAACCGCAGGCGAGCCGCCCGUCUCUGCAAACGCAGGCAAGAUCCACCGCUCGUCUUCUCCCCCAGCAAGAAGCUUCUGCCUCCACAAAAUUCUGCAGGCACUGCUAGCCCAGACAGCGUUGUGAAGCUGAAAUUCCAGACCUCCCCGUAUCAGAGCCUCCGCCGCACCCUGGUGUGGGGGGAGAAAGCUGGCGCCAGUCUAGGCCUCAACAUCACCAGCAGCAAUGCGAGAAACAGUUCCAAAUACACGCUCUACGAGAGCCAUGUCGGAGAGCCGCUCCCUCUGGAGCGCAUCUGCCGCGGGCCUGACGGUCGCUUUGUGGUGCAGAGCGAGGCGCAGCCUCAGGAGUGCAUGGCGGCCAUGAUCGAACGCUAUUCCUUGUCCCUCGCUUCUUCAGCGAGCAGCGUGGGCCAGUCCGAGCCUUACCUGCAGGUCUCCAACCCCCUGAGGCCUGAGGAGCCUGUCUGGCAGAAAAGCGUCCCCCUGAGGCCCAAGAGCUCAAGCCGGACCCGCCGCGAAGCCAAGGCCUCUGGUUACUGCCAAGGCCACUACUUUGACUACAGCAGCAGCAGCCCGACCGAGGAAGCCGAGCCCUUGCGUAUUGUGAAUAUCAGCCCGGUGGCAACCAUGAUGUAUGGGGCUACCAAGCUGUGGGCCCAGACCACCCAGGGCCCGGAGGGGCAUCUGGACACCCCCGCGGCUUCCACUCCUUCCUCACCACCGAGCCGGCUGGGCAGUGCUUCCUUGCCAACGUGCUGCCAGCCUCUGAGCGGCCAAGUCCAAGCGAAUGCCUCAGCCCAGAGUGGGAUUCUCCAGUACUUGAGCCUCCCCUUUUUCAAGGAGAUGAAUGUGGAUGGCGACUGGCCGCCGGAGGAGGAGGAGGAGGAAGGGGAGCAACCUUCCAAGCCAGCCCUCAGCGAGGCUCCAAGCAGCACUGAACUCAUUCUGUUGGGAGUCGAGCAGAAAACCGCUUGUCAGACUUACAUGGACAUGCAAGCCAAUCCAGACCCUGCUCAGGUUCAGGCCUUGGCCAAGUCUCUCCUCAGGCUCCCUGACGCCAACACAGGCCCGGCUAAGGCCGCCUUUCCCGGAACCUCAGUUUGCCCAAGUGACCUCAGUUCUUGUUUGGAAACGCCCCCGCCCAAGGAACCAGGGCCUUGGUUAGAGACACUGCCCCCCGCCAAGCCCCUCACGGAAAGCAAACAGACUGAGCUGGUCUACACAGCCGUCCCCUCGGAGCCUGACUGGCUCCACAUGGCAGAGGGGCUCCUGGAGUCUCUGCCCCUCGAGAGACACAAGUCACCCGCUGCCGUUCUCCCGCAAGGGCCGCCCGCCGAGAAGCUGCUGAGGGGCAGCCUGACAAGCCAGAGCAGCGGCCGAGGCAGCGUGUCCUUCCUGAGACCCCCCUCAUUGGCACCGUCACUGGCGGGUAGCUACCUCAGUUCUCCCUUUGCAGAGAUGACCAGUUGUGCAGGAGAAGAGUACAAGCUGAAAAAGGACCCUUCGGUUGUCACCGCUGGUAAAAGGAGGAACACUUCCGUGGACGAAAACUAUGAAUGGGACUCCGAGUUCGCCCUGGAGUCAGACCUGCUGGAUGCACUGCAGCUGUGUCGGAGCGGGAACCCCAGAAGGCCCGUCUCCACAAUUGCGGCACAUGAGUUGGAGAAGCUAAGUUCAAAGAACUCCAGCGCAAGCAGCGGUUCGCCCUCAAACUCCCAGUCCGUGGGUGCCUUAGACGGGUCCAGCUCCCCGGUGCCCUUGCCUAGCCCCGAGGAGCGCUGUGCUGCCCUGCGCGAAGAAUUCCUGGCUUACCGCCGGCGCCGAGAGGCUACUCAGCAGCGCCACCAGAAGCUGGGCUCUGGUAGGAAGCAGGGGGACGAGCGAUUCGAGCAGGCCACCUUGUUGUGAGGGAUGGAUUCCUGACAGCCCAACCUGGCCUCGUUGCCUCCCUGUCCCCCUCUCGGGUUGGUGUGUCCCUUUUGACCACCCUCUUGUGAAGAGAUGGUGCCCUCUAGAGCUCCACAAGUGAACUGCGCCCUGCGUGGAACAUCCAUCAGCUCCAAAGACAUUGGCAGCAGCCUCGGGGCUUAUAUGUGGAGGGAAAUAUCCCUGGUGCUUUUUUUAUUCUGCCGGGAGAAGAUAUGUUUAAACUACUGGUGUUGGAUUUAUUUUAAGCCUGAUGUUGGAUUGGGUGGGUGGCGGGUACUGUUUUGUAAAACUGAACUUUUAA